Molecule: messenger RNA, 1823 nt
Organism: Diuraphis noxia (Russian wheat aphid)
Lineage: Eukaryota; Metazoa; Arthropoda; Insecta; Hemiptera; Aphididae
Source: RefSeq, a predicted model, not a curated record
AUUUAUGCAAUACAAAUAAUUAAUCUUAGUUUGUGCAUCAAACCAAACAAAUUUUUAUCACAUUAAGUAUUCCAUUUAAUUAGUUAUACAAUCAGUUCAAGUUUUUAUAAAUAGUACUCAAUAUAACUUGACAAUGAAGACGUAGGAAACAAUAUGAUGGCUUUAGUGGAGUUAACUAAUUGUGGUGAUCAAUAUUGACCAUGCAUAAAUGUGAUACAUGUAACAAAGAUUUUACCCUCAGAAAAAAUUUAAAAAGACAUGUGAAAAAUAUUCAUAACACAGCUUUAGCUGAUAUUUCAAAAAGCAGUAUCACCACUAAGGAAGCCAAACAUAAAUGUCCAAAGUGUCAGUUACCAUUUGUUGAAAGAAGUUCACUUAGACGACACGAAAGGUUAAAACACAAAAUGAACAUCACAGCUUCCUUAAGGAUCAAAAAAUCUAUUAAAUGCAUGACAUUUGAGCCCAGCAAUUUAGAAGAUUAUCCAUUGCUAAAGAGAUUAGUACCUGUAGAUUAUGUUUACAAAGUGAAUACCAUACAAUAUUUUGAAAAUGACGGAUUGAAAUCAACAUUUGAAAUUGCUGAUUGUGCUGAAGAUAUAUUUUUGGUUUGGUUAUCAGAAUUGGAACAAAAAUCUAAGGUUACCUACAGAGUCAAAUCGUUCACUAAGUCACCGAGCCAAAAAAUAACAUUUAAUAAAGUGUAUAGAUGUGUUCAUAAUACAUUUCCCCAUAAGUAUCAAAAAGCUCAUCCAAAGCAUACAGGGUGCAUGGCUACAUUAACUGUAAGAAUUAAAAAAUGUAGUGAAGCUUUGUCUGUUAAAAAUUCAAUGGCUGAUAAUAAUGUGAUAUUGAUUCCUCUUAAAGCUAUUGUGACACUCUAUCAUAACCAUAAUCAUAUGCUGGUAGAAACAAUGAAAAUAUGUUCCAAUGAUAAAAAGAAACGUGGAAAAAAACAGGAAAUACAAUGUAAUGAAACAUUUAUGGAGAUUUGCUCAACAGAAAACAAAUUGAAUAUAACACAUUUUGACAAGGUUAACAGUCCACAGCAAAACACAAUGUCAAAUAUUUCACAAGUAUCUAUCAAAAAUAAUAAAAUUAAUGAUCCUGUUGAAAAUAACUAUUUUGAAUGUCUCGAAGAAUAUGAUAAAUACAUUUUGGUUGAAAAUAUACAUACACAAAAUGUAUUAGAUGAUAAUAAUGAGAAUGAAUUAAAUGAAUUAAUAUCGGAUUAUGAUACAGUUAAUGAAAUGAUUUUGCAACAGUUCAGAUCAAACCCAAGUUAUUUCAAGUCGGCAAUCAAACAUUACACAUUAGCAUUGAAAGAUAGUUUGACUUCUAAAAAAUCCUUAUUGAACACAUUGAAUUCAUUCGGAGAUCAAUUAUAAGGAAACCCCAUUUAAUUAAAAAAUAUUCAAAUUGUGUGAAAAAAUUAUAACAUUUUGGACUACCUAUAAAAUUGAUUAAAAAUUAACAAAUGUGCGCUAUGGUCAUAUUACAUAAUAUGUAUAUUAUACCAACUGGAUGAUUUGAUUAUGAACUGUGAGUAUUUGUCAUUUUAUAUAAUUCAAUAAUUGAACAUUUCAAUAGUCGUUUCAUGACUGUAUUCAAGUAAAGAGUUUUAUGUGUUUUGUAUUUUGCUGAUGAAACACUUCUAAUUUGUAAAUAAAUACUUAAAUCGCAAAUCAAAUAGUUUUCAAACAAUUAUUCUGACUAUCAAUUUUGGCGCGUAAAAUUAUGGUGGGAAAAAAACGCGCCAACAUCAUGUUGGCAAUGAUGAGUUGACGCCACCCAAUCGCCGUGGCCGUUAUUCUCGCCAAUCGCGU